Messenger RNA from Oikopleura dioica, 444 nucleotides. The record is from the annotation of a GenBank genome assembly. Lineage: Eukaryota; Metazoa; Chordata; Appendicularia; Copelata; Oikopleuridae.
AUGCAGCAAAUGAUAAAUUUGGACGAGAAGCGCGAGACAGUAACGAUUUCCGCCUUCCCAGAGUACACUUGGGUGGAUCAGCGGCUAAAGUGGGAGCCGAAAAGUUCAACGAGCAGCACCUGGGCUCGGCAACCUGUGUUGCCGAGCCCAGAGCAGCACACAAUCAACAUGCCAGUCGAGAAGAUUUGGCAGCCCUCGAUCAUUCUCUACAGCAAUACUGAUGGCAUUUACGACCCUACUGUCCCAGUCAUGGCCCCUGUAAAAAGCUCAGGCCGAGUUCACUGGAUGCCGCCUGGAAUCUUUCGCACAAAAUGCAAAAUCGACGUGUCUCUCUUCCCCUUUGACUGGCAAAAUUGCUCGAUGGCAUUUCGAACUUACAAUUACGACAAAAACGAGGUCCAGCUCGCGGCAAGAGACACUCAAGAAACGGAUGCUUUUUCUUGA